Molecule: messenger RNA, 1062 nt
Organism: Osmerus eperlanus (European smelt)
Lineage: Eukaryota; Metazoa; Chordata; Actinopteri; Osmeriformes; Osmeridae
Gene: psme1
Product: proteasome activator subunit 1
Exons: 12
Coding region: 135-893 (252 amino acids)
Biological process (GO): positive regulation of endopeptidase activity; regulation of G1/S transition of mitotic cell cycle; regulation of proteasomal protein catabolic process
Cellular component (GO): nucleoplasm; cytoplasm; proteasome activator complex
Molecular function (GO): endopeptidase activator activity
Source: RefSeq, a predicted model, not a curated record
UGCCACAUGAUGAACGCGAACCCCGUGCCAACCUGGAAAGUACGGAAAUAUCCUUACUUUCAUUUUCAGUUUUUAAUGCUGACUAACAACGACUGCUUUUCCGUGCUGUGCAUCAUUCACAAUUAACAGAAACGAUGACAUCCAUAGACAUCCGCCCGGAGUCGAAGAAACAGGUCGAUGACUUCUGCAAGCAACUUACCAAGGAGGCAGAGACCCUGCUCACAGGCUUCUUCCCUCAGAAGAUCGUAGAGAUGGAGAUGCUCUUGAAGAGCUCGCUGAGCCUGGAUAACCUGGUGACCCUGAAGGCUCCUCUGGAUAUCCCCAUCCCUGACCCUGUGAAGGAGGAGGCCAAGAGGAAGAGGAAGGAGGAGAAGGAAGCCAAGGAGGGCAAGAAGGGCAAGGAAGACAAGGAAGACAAGGAUGAGGAGGAUGCAGGUCCUCCCUGCGGCCCCAUCGCCUGCAACGAGAGGGUGGAGCGUCUGCUGAAGGAGAUCAGGCCUCAGAUCCAGACCCUCAAGGAGAAGCUCAACACAGUGUCCAUGUGGGUUCAGCUCCAGAUUCCCAAGAUCGAGGAUGGAAACAACUUUGGCGUGGCUGUGCAGGAGAAGGUGUUUGAGCUUCUGACCAACACUCGCACCAAGAUCGAGGGAUUCCAGACGCAGAUCUCCAAGUACUACAGCGAGAGGGGCGAUGCUGUGGCCAAAGCAUCCAAACAACCUCACGUGGGAGACUACAGACAGCUGGUGCAUGAGCUGGACCAGUCCCAGUACUGUGAGCUGAGAGUCGUGGUCCUGGAGAUACGCAACACAUACGCUGUGCUGUUUGACAUCAUCAACAAGAACUACGACAAGAUCAAGAAGCCCAGAGGAGACAGCAAGGCCCUCAUCUACUGAGACACACACACUCCAGAUGUGUUCAUUUGAAAUACCACUGACGAUCUGAUAUAUAGAGACACUGACUCAGUAGUGUUUAGAUUCACAUUUUCAUUUCCCCAGCCGUUAGUAAAUAGUGCUGUAUUAACCAUUAUCAGACUACAAAAUAAAUCUGUGAGAUUUCUUGUUA